AUGAACGAGCUCAGAAGCAAGUCCGACUGUGACGGAAAUCUCUCAUACGGAUUCCACAACUCGCAAUUCGAGCCAGGAGACAUGUCCUACUGCGGCGAUAACCUAGAUUCCCACGGAAUCAUCUAUCUCCUCGGUCCCCAUGGCAAACUCUCCAAUCUAGACAUCAACUGCGACGGCCAACCUUACCAUGCCCUCUCCGACUGCUGCCGCUCCCACGCCGCCAACAGAACCUUCCUCCCCUCCACGAGCAUCCGGCAUCUCAUCGAGGACUACGACGUGGGCAUCCCCGACCUCAACUCGCACAUUCACUCCUUUAUUGUCUUUGGGGACAGGGGCCCCCUUGGCUGGGAUACCUCUGACCCGCACGAGUACGGCACGGAGAGGGCCAGUCUCAUGAUGAUCCCCGAGGGCGUCCGUCUGGGGGACGAGCUUGAGUCUGGCGACGGCGUGCUUUGGAGAGGGGAUGAGCGGGGGCGAUGA
Emericellopsis cladophorae is the source of this 480-nucleotide messenger RNA. RefSeq lists its product as uncharacterized. Bases 1 to 480 code for a protein of 159 amino acids. Gene Ontology annotation, molecular function: chitosanase activity. Lineage: Eukaryota; Fungi; Ascomycota; Sordariomycetes; Hypocreales; Bionectriaceae. The transcript has 4 exons. The record is from RefSeq and is a predicted model, not a curated record.